AUAAAUAUACUUGUACUUAAACUUUUCAUGACACAAGUGGGGAAGAGGAGACCUUUUCUCUCCCAAUAGCUUACAUUUAUAUAGUGCUUUACCUAUGACAAAACCCUUCUCUUGCAACAAACAGCCCUAUGAGGGUGGUAAGACAGGUAUUAUUAUCCUUAUCUUACAGCUGAGGAAAUAAAGGUUUUUGCAGGUUGUAGUGAUGUCUUUUGUUUUUACAUCACAAUCAUUCCCAAAUAUAACCUCUCCCCCUCCCUUAGCCCUACUCAGUGAGCUCUCCUUGUAGCCAAGAAAAGUAGUUAAGUAAAACUGGCUCAGCAAGCACACCUGAUGGACCAUGUGACAUUCCACACCUACCUUCCCCCAUUCCCCUUCCCCCCCAAGGAAAGAAGAGAGAUCGUGUGUCACUUCCCUGCUUAAGAACCUGUCAUGGCUCCCUGGAACAUUGCCAGAGAAAUGUCACCAGCAGUAAGUUCCUGUUCACAGAAGGAAGAGCGCGCUGUGUUUGGGGAAGGAAGGCUCCAUGGAAGAGCGUGUUCCAUGGGAAACGGAACGAGCAGGCUCUAUGGUGCUAUCGCCAAGACCCUGAACAGCUCGGCAGCCACCCAGCACCCAGAUUGUUUGGUGCCUCCUGACUCAGAACAGCUGGAUCCCAUAGAUCCCAAAGAGCUGCUUGAGGAAUGCAGGGCAGUCCUGCACACGCGCCCUCCCCGGUUCCAGAGGGAUUUUGUGGACUUGAGGACGGACUCAACAAGUAGCCACCCAUCCAUUAGGGUCAUGCAGUGGAACAUCCUUGCUCAAGCUCUUGGGGAAGGCAAAGAUAACUUUGUACAGUGCCCUGUUGAGGCACUCAAGUGGGAAGAAAGAAAAUGUCUCAUUCUAGAAGAGAUCUUGGCCUACCAGCCGGACAUCCUGUGCCUGCAAGAGGUGGACCACUACUUUGACACUUUCAACCCGCUCCUCAGUAGACUGGGCUACCAGGGCACCUUCUUUCCAAAGCCGUGGUCGCCCUGUCUGGAUGUGGAACACAACAAUGGUCCUGAUGGCUGUGCCUUGUUUUUUCUUCAGAAUAGAUUUAAGCUGGUCAACAGUACCAACAUCAGGUUGACUGCCAUGACUCUUAAAACUAACCAGGUGGCCAUAGUGCAGACACUGGAGUGUAAGGAGACGGGGAGACUCUUCUGCAUUGCCGUCACCCACCUGAAAGCCCGUACUGGCUGGGAGCGAUUUCGAUCUGCACAAGGUUGUGACCUCCUCCAGAACCUGCAGAACAUCACCCAGGGAGCCAAGAUCCCCCUGAUUGUCUGUGGGGACUUUAAUGCAGAACCCACCGAGGAAGUUUACAAACACUUUGCCUCCUCUAGCCUCAACCUAAACAGUGCCUAUAAACUGCUGAGUGCAGAUGGACAGUCAGAACCACCGUACACAACCUGGAAGAUCCGGACAUCUGGGGAGUGCCGGCACACGCUGGAUUAUAUCUGGUAUUCCAAGCACGCUUUAAAUGUGCAGUCAGCUCUUGGCUUACUCACCGAGGAACAGAUUGGACCCAACCGGCUACCAUCCUUCAAUUACCCUUCUGACCACCUGUCUUUAGUGUGUGACUUCAGCUUUAAUGAAAACCAGGACCAGCUUUUAUAGCUUGCCUGGAGCUAAAUUUCUAGUUGCAAAAGUAGGGAAAUGAAAAUAAGUUGGUUGAGGAAGGAUUUGUGUUUCUCAGCCUACCUUUCUGGCAUGGCCCAAAUUGGGGGGGAAAAAGACAAUUUCACAACUUUUUUGAUUAAAGUCUCUAUCAAAAAAGGUGUGUGCACCCCAGUUUUGGCUUGUGGUGUUUUCUCUCCCUUCAGCAUUAGUUUUUGAUAAGAAGUAAGAGAACCAUGUCAUUUAUUUGGAACCUUUCUCCUUCCUGAGGACUUUGUGCCAAUGUGGACUUGCUUGAGUCUUCCCUGACUGAGGUUGGUGGGUGUAUAUAUAAAUCAAGACAAUACUCUCCUAUUUUUAUUUAUUAUGGCAUUUAAAAAGACAUUAAGAGGAAAGGACUGUGCAUGGCCACAUUAUUAUUAUUAUUAUUUUAACAUUGCAUUGUAAAUGACAUAAGCAAAUGUUUAGAAUCUUAGCAUGUGAGAACCAUACGAGAUGUUUGUAGAGCCAGUGAAGGUUUCUUGGCAUUCUUCUUGAGAUAGAUUUAACCAUUUUCGUAUUUAGUCUGUCUGAUAAAACAGUGCUAAUACACAACAGGUUUAAAACAGAAUAUUUGUUCCAGGGUUGUGUUUUCAAGUGGUAGAGCCAUAUCAAGUUGGGGAGCCUGUUCCUUCUUUUGUUUCAUGGGAGGCAUCAUCUCUCUCCUGUGUCCUUUCUAAUCUGUUCCAUCCAGAACAGCCACAUCCUUUCUGUUUACAUGCAUGUUUCAUGCAAAAAUGUGAGUUGAUCCAAAUUACUUAACCACUACUUUAUGUAUUUUUUACUUAUACAUCAAUUUGUUAGGUGACCCUAGUCUACUUUGACCUAAGAUUUUAUAAAUGACACUGGAAUUUUUCAAGAAUAGGGUUGGGUUUUUGGUUUUUGUUUUUGUUUUUGUUUUUUUUGGGGGGAGGGGUUGUUCUUGUUUUUCCGAGAGCUGUUUUAGUAUGGUGCCUGAGAAAAUCAGAGGGUCCUUCCUCGCUAUAAGGACUUAGGCUAUAAAAAGAUGGGCAGUCACUUAAGAGUGCACAGUGAAAUUUGUAGUUUGACUAGAAAGAAGACCUGGAACUCUAUACCGGGAAUGAGAGUUAGUCAAAAUCAACCAAAUAGAAUUGCUGAACCAUGGGUUGUAAAUGUUCAAGUUAUUUAAUAAAAAAUUUUAAAAGCUGA
This is a messenger RNA of Antechinus flavipes (yellow-footed antechinus), 2847 nucleotides long. It is a transcript of the gene NOCT, whose product is annotated as nocturnin. The transcript has 4 exons. Gene Ontology annotation, molecular function: poly(A)-specific ribonuclease activity. Lineage: Eukaryota; Metazoa; Chordata; Mammalia; Dasyuromorphia; Dasyuridae. The record is from RefSeq and is a predicted model, not a curated record. The coding region runs from base 430 to 1638 and encodes 402 amino acids. Gene Ontology annotation, biological process: circadian rhythm.